This is a messenger RNA of Lodderomyces oxycetoniae, 1047 nucleotides long. It is a transcript of the gene AHA1, whose product is annotated as Aha1p. Gene Ontology annotation, cellular component: cytosol. Gene Ontology annotation, biological process: positive regulation of ATP-dependent activity; protein folding. NCBI's taxonomy places the organism in Eukaryota, Fungi, Ascomycota, Pichiomycetes, Serinales, Debaryomycetaceae. The record is from RefSeq and is a predicted model, not a curated record. The transcript has a single exon. The coding region runs from base 1 to 1047 and encodes 348 amino acids. Gene Ontology annotation, molecular function: protein-folding chaperone binding; ATPase activator activity.
AUGGUGGUCAAUAAUCCUAAUAAUUGGCAUUGGGUUGAUAAGAAUUGUUUAGCAUGGUCAAAAGAAUACUUUGAUGAGAAGUUAUUGAAUUUAUCAGUAGAAGAUGAGACUAGUAGUGCAAGUAUUUCCAAUGUUUCAUCUGUAGAAGGAGAUGUCGACGUCUCGCAGCGUAAAGGGAAAGUUAUUUCGUUAUUCGAUUUACGGCUCGUUUUGACAUUCAGUGGCCAUACCGAUAAAGACGAUAAGGUAUCGGGAUCAAUUACAAUUCCCGAGUUGGCAUACGAUAGUGAUGAAAAAAAUUUAGUGUUCAACAUUACAGUGUACAAUGAGUCUAGAGAUAAUGCUUCUAUUGUCGAUUUGAUCAAAAAGAAGUUAGUCCCCAAGUUGAGAGAGAUAUUGAUGAACUUUGGCCCCGACUUGAUUGCAACAAAUAGUAAAGAUAUUCAACUUGAGGCAGAUAAAAUCACUUCAACAUUUACAAAAGCAAACCAGGAAAAGUCUGUUGGCAUAGAGAAGCCUGAAACCAAGUCUGUUGGUGGUGCAGAAAAGCCCGAAACCAAGUCUGUUGGUGGUGUAGAAAAGCCCGAGUCCAAAUCUGCUUCCAAGCCUGUCGUGUCAUCGAAUUCUCCAAAAUACAACACGACAACUUUACACCUUGAACCAGCUUUCAACACCACAGCUGAACAAAUAUACAUUACUUUAUUAGAUGAGUCGAGGAUUGCCGCUUGGACUAGAUCAAACCCCAUUAUUGAAAAAUUUCCUCCUAAAGUUGGAUCGACUUUUAAAUUCUUUAAUGGUGCCGUGCAAGGUAAAAUUUUAAAACUAGUGCCAAAUGAGGAGAUUGUAGAAUUGUGGAGAUUAGAUGAUUGGAAAGAGGGCCACUAUGCCGAGUUGAACAUUAAGUUGAAACAAAGCAGCGGUGAAACUAAAAUGGUUGUAAAGUUCACAGGCGUUCCAAUUGGUGAAGAAGACAGGGUCAAGGAUAAUUUUGAAGAUAUGUAUAUUAGAUCGAUAAAGAUAACGUUUGGAUUUGGUGCUGUUUUAUAG